AGGUUUAGGCUGAAUAUUAGAAAAAGGUUCUUCACCCCUGGGUUGGUUGGACAGGGGAACAGGGAAGUUCCCCGCUCCCCAGCGAAGUGGUCACAGCGUGACAGAGUUCAAGAAACGUUUGGACAAUGCUCUCAGGCACACAGUGUGACUCUUGGGGAUGUCCAGUAGCUGGACCCGAUGAUCCUUGUGAGCUCGUUCCAACCUGGCACAUUUUGUGCGUCGGUGCACCGGCCUCUGCAGGAGCUCCCUCCGCUGCGCCGCUGCGGGCAGGGCCGUGCCCUCCCGCUGACCGCCGCUGCGGUCACUGCGCGCCCGGCCCCGCCCCGCAACGCCGCUGACGCGACCCGGCCGUGACGCCCCAUAAAUAACGGGGCGAGGCCGGCGCUCCCCACUCCGCGGCGGCGCCCGUGCCCGCGACCCUGCCCGUGCUGCAGUCGGCGGCGGCUCCGGCUCCUCCUCCCGGCCUGUGUAAAAUUCAAGACCUGAAAAAAUGGCAUUGGCAGCAAUUGAUCCACAGCAGAAUGUUGUAUCGAGGGUUGCCAACCUUCCUUUGGUGAGCUCCACCUAUGAUAUGGUGUCCACAGCUUACAUCACCACAAAAGAUAACCAUCCUUAUCUGAAGUCAGUAUGUGAGAUAGCAGAGAAAGGAGUGAAGACGAUCACAUCAGUAGCCGUGACAAGUGCUAUGCCUAUCAUUCAGAAACUGGAACCACAAAUUGUAGUUGCCAACAACUAUGCUUGUAUAGGUCUAGACAAAAUUGAAGAGAGACUGCCUAUACUGAAUCAACCCACCGACAAGGUUGUUGCCAAUGCCAAGGAUGUGGUUGUUGGAGCCAGAGAAGCUGUAACAACCACUGUGACUGGUGCCAAGGAAACUGUUGCUCACACGAUCACUGGAGUUGUGGGCAAGACUAAAGAAGCAGUGCAAGACAGUGUAGAAAUGACCAAAUCAGUUGUCAGUGGCAGCAUUAACACUGUCCUGGGAAGUCGUGUGGUGCAAAUGGUGAGCAGCACUGUGGACAGUGCUCUCACAAAAUCAGAGACCCUUGUAGACCAGUAUCUUCCACUUACAGAAGCAGAACUAGAGAAAGAAGCUGCAAACAUUGAAGGCUUUGAAGUUGGAGUCCAAAAGCCAAGUUACUAUGUUAGACUAGGAUCCCUGUCUUCAAAGGUCCGCACACGUGCCUACCAGCAAGCCUUAAACAAAGUUAGAGAUGCUAAACAGAAAAGCCAGGAGACAAUCUCUCAGCUCCACUACACUGUUAGUCUGCACAUUGAGUCAAGAACUCUAGCUAUUGCACGGAGCCUCACUCAGCAGCUUCAGACCACCUGCCUCACACUGGUCUCAAGCCUACAAGGGCUGCCACAGAAUGUACAGGAUCAGGUUUACAGUGUUGGGUCAAUGGCAGGUGAUGUCUACCAGAGCUUUCGGUCAGCAUCCUCCUUCCAAGAAUUAUCAGACAGCUUUAUUGCAGCUAGCAAAGGACAGCUGAAGAAAAUGAAGGAGUCUCUGGAUGAUGUGAUGGAUUAUCUUGUUAACAACACACCACUCAACUGGCUGGUAGGUCCCUUUUACCCAGAACUGCCUGGCAUUCAGCAUGCUGAAAGCGAAGGUGAAGGGGAGGAAAGUUCCAGCCAGAAAGACAAACAGCCUGAACACACUACUGAGUAAACUGCAUAGCAUGCAUGUAAUCUGCUGACUGACCAAAUGAGUGGCCUUACUAAGUGUAGCUGUCAAAAAAAUCAGUUUUCACUGUUUUUUGGUGAACAUUCCAUAAAUACAGGAAUAGAGGAAUCUACAGGCCAGGACACCUACACAUGGGCUGUAUUGUCUGGUGUAGUUAAGCCACUUUUGAAUACUGAACUAGACUCAAGUGCCUAAGUGUUGCCAGCUGACAGUUGUCAGGAUGCCCUAUUUGUCUGUCAAGCACAUCAUUGUGCUUCAGUGAUAUUAAUGCCAUUAGUCUAAACAAAACCCACCAUAGCCGAAAGCCUUUGAUUUGUUGCUUAAUCUCUACCAGAACGAUGUAAAGGCCUUACAUACUGUGACGUGCAUCUAAAAGCUCUACAGUCUAGCUAUGUACACUUAAAUGCUAUGUUUGCUGCAGAUCGCACAUUUGAUAAUUAUGCAUCUGACUAUCUCAGAUUGUAUUGCUGCAUAAUUCAUGACAAAAGUUCUGUGAAAGAAUGCCAAACUGAAAGUGGGGUUUCUGAAUGAGUCAGCUGGAGUUAAAUGCUGUAACAGUGUUAAUAUUAACUGUAUAAACUUAAGUAUUGAAUAACAUAGUAACUUGACCACAGAAUCACAGAAUAUUUCCAGUUGGAAUGGACCCAUAAACAUCAUCAAAUUCGACUCCUGCUCUUUGCAGGACUACCUAAAAACUAAACUAGAGGACUAAGAGCAUCAUCUAGAUGCUCCAUGAACACUGUUCCAGUGACUGCCCAAAUAAUUAUAAAUACAUUUUUAAUAUGCAGUAUAAAGGCAAGAUUCAUGCUGUUUGUACCCAGGUGCCUGCUGUUGUGUGUGUGUGUUUUUGUAGCCAUCGUUUUGUAACUGAUUUUUGUAUGUUAGUAAUAAAUGCUUUAGUAGCCAAAGCCUGUUGUUUUUAAUCCUUUGUUUUAAAACAAUCUAACUUGCUCUUCUGUGACUCCCUCAAACUGGGUCCAGCAGAAGGCAAGUUUGACAUGCAAAUGAAGUAGAUGUACAUUGAAAGUGUUUGUGUAUGUACUGAUAGAUAAGAUACUGCUGCAGCAUUUCCUUCCUUUGGAAUUUCUGUAUAUCUGUCCAUUGAGUCUUAGUUUUACUGCUGCUUUUGCUGAUCCUUGCUGUUGUCACCUUUAAAGAUGAUCUAAGCUUGAGCUGCUGGAUGUUCUAAAUUGAAUUGUUCUAAACUGUUCUAAAUUUUCUAUUGAAAAGAGAUGGAUAUGGACAAAAGAACCCUCUCCUCCCUGACAUGGCCAUUUACCUGCUUUGUUUUCUGACCUCCUAUGAACAGUGUUUACUUUUCAGGUGCAUCACCGGUUUUAACUUAACUUUAUUAAUCCUUUUCAACAAGUGAUGAAUGUAUGUUAACACUCAACUACUUCAGUGGAAUUGUUCACAGUAAGUCCUGUGAACCCCUCCACUGGAAAAGAAGUAGUUACCAAGAAAUAAGCUUUCUUGGGUUAGGGCUGUCCAGGUAAUUUGUACCUUUUUUCCUGAUCCAUGCCCUAAACAACUUUGGGUUGCAAUCAUCUAGUGUAGCAAUGAUAGCUACCAUUUUCAAAGAAGUCACCAAAUAGUGUAAGGCAAAAAUGCAGUUCAAAGACAGCUUAGCACGUAGUCACACACUGCUACAUGGAACAAAUACCUCCACGUGGCAUGAUGUAGGCACUAAAGCAAGUUACAGGUUGUCCAGCUGUCUAAUGUGAGAGGGUUGUUAGAUUGGGGUUGGCCUAGAAGUGUGAGGAAGACUGUUUUAAGCACAGUAUUAAAUGAAACUGUAGCAAAACAGGAUUGCAGGUAAAGAUUCUGUAACUUACAGCUUUUAAUACUCACUUUAUAUAAGGAGGGGUGUUUAAAAUGAAAUUAACAUGAGAUGGUGAGACUCCUGUGAGAACUGAGCUGGCUGGGGUGGAUAAUAUCUUAGCCCAGGUAGCUUAUGCAGAAACCAUAAACCUGAGACCAUGGAAGGCAGGAUACUCAAAGGAUGGAAAUUAGGAUGCUAAUGGCAUCAUUCCAAAGUAUGUCACGUCUCUGGUUCUUGUUCUCUGUUGGUUUGGGACCUUUGACAUAUGAUGUCAUGUCCCUGUCCCGCGUUCGGGAUUGGAGCCCUGCUCUCAGGUAACCUUAUAUUACCUGGUAACCAGGCUGCAAACGGACCAAGGUAUGGUUAAAUGCUUACCUAAUGGCUGGGCUCCUGUGUCAUGCUGUUGUGAUGGGUGCUUGUUUUGUUGGAUGCUGCCCACCCCCCCAAAUGUUUUGAAGUUUCUGUCCACACACACACAAGCCCCCAUCUCCCAUCAGAAUUAGGAACUCUUCACUAGUGGAAGAGGCAGCUGAAUAACAGCAAAUUGGUAUGUUCCUGGUUUUUUCAUAUAGAGUGAAGUUCUCUGAUUAUUAGACUCUGCUAAUAAGGAGAGCAUUGAAUGUUGAAACUGAUUUGCAACUGUACUUGCAUAGUUAUCUUACUGCAGGUAAUCUAGCAUAGCAUACACCACACUCCAGUCUAAUUGCAGCUCUACAGAUGGAACUUGGGAUUUUCCUCUGGUGUAGCCAGAGAGAAUGACUAUUAGUAAGUCUGCUAAAGGCCAGAAUGAUGCCUUCCAAAGUCUUACUUGUAUUUUUGGCCACUGUUGUUUUUGACUGAAGCUGAGGUGGUUCCUCACAAAUAAAGAAGGGAAACCUGAGAUACUGCCAUCUUACCAGUUUUUCUCUAACUGCCUGUAUUAAACAGCUCAGUUGCAUGGCACAGAAGCUUGCAUCCUCUUAGUCCAAAAUUAUGUUUGAGGAUAUAGUUUAGGCUAGAAAACUGUGAGGUUUCUCUGGAACCUUUUAAAAAAGUUAAUACCAGAUGUGUUGAAAAUGGUAAGAAGUAGGUUUAACUGUUUUCAGCAAGGCAGGUAAACUAGACCAAAUGGAAGAAUGUCAAAGUCACACAAAACUUAGGGUGGUAAAGGUAAGAAUACUAACAUCAUUAUCACUUGUAAGGUUAUUCAGGGUUUAUUUAGAAUUCAGAAAAUCACUUCCUAUUUUAGAGAUCACUCAAAAAUUGUUCAUGCUAGUUGACACUUCCUCUUCCCAGGUGCAUUUAACAGAGAACUAUUAUUCUAUCAUUGCUGAUAAUAGUUUUUUAGAAAAGCUAUAAAUAUAAGCAUUUGUAAAUAGCUCCAUAUGGUAUGUGAGUUUUGCAAACCUUUAUAGCAUUGGUCAAAGCCAAGUUACAAGAUUUAUAUAAGGCCUGGAGUUGCAGCUAGUUUGCCUCAAUGUAAAAAAAGGUGUAAAACUUUGGAAAUGUCUCCUAUUCCUCAAGAUUAAUAUUUUUGCAAUAAUCUUUUCCAGAAUUCAACUUAGGGUAAUAUUUUAUAGCUAGUAAAACAGGUGAAAGGAUUUGGGAAGAACUGAUUAAUUAUUUCUCAUUAUUUAAAAAAAGCAGUAACUACCACCAAAACUUUAAACCCUCUAAUUAAAAAGAUGAAAUGGAACCAAACUUAUUUUAAGCAUGCUGGGUUAGUAAUUUGCAUUAUCAGAGAGUCUUACAUGCAGCAACCUGCUGGAGAUAUUUUGCACAGUGUUUUGUUAAAUAAAUUUAUUCUUAUUUAUUGCCAAUUCAUGGUAAUUUUAUUUCUUUUGGAUAAUAUAGUCUGUGAUGACUAAAAAGAAGUGCUUGCUUUGAAAGUUCACAAAGUGAGAAUGCUGUGUCAAAAUGCUAGUGGCUUAGUUCUAAAAACUUAGGAAGAAAAAAAUGGAUUGAAGUUAGUAUUGACAUUAACGCUUAUAUAUGAAGACGGCAAAAUGACAAAGUAUUUUUUUGCACUGUUCUGUGUAGGGAUUUUGCUAGUAUUAUAUCUUUGUAAAUUAUUUACUGAAUCAUACAGAGAAACUGUAUGAAGAAGAGUUAUAUCUGGUCUUACUCAUUUAUUGCAAGAAUUUAUAGGAAGUUGAAAGCAGGUAGUCAACUGUGAAAAGUGGUGUGGAAGCAAAGGUCUUCUACAUAAGCAAUCCCGUAACACCAAGGGUUUUGCAUAGUUUCUGGUGCAGAUGUCAGAAUAUGUGAUUCUAAUACAAUUUAGCAAGGUCAAAGCUGAGAUGAGUCAUACUGAUAUCCAGUCUGUUUUACUCAUACUGAGAUACACUGCAAUUUGAAGUUCUCUCAUGGCUAUCAAAAUCUAACUAUUACAUUAAAGGAGUCAGAUUCUUCUACUGCAUGCAUUAAAGAGAUGAAGAAAGCAGAGACUUAAAUGUGAGCAACUACUCUGUCACUAAGAACAAAACGGAUAUAAGUAAUAAAGAGCUCUUAAAUGUAUGAUAGAGAAAAUUCUUUCUGGUCAGACACACUUACUGAACAUGGCUGUGUCCUGGUCAGUUUAAAUAUAUAGAACCAUCCAUUUGAGUACAUUCUUAAAAACUGCAUAUGGACUACUUAGGCUUGUUAGGAUGCCUGUAUUUGUACCGCAGUAUGAAAUAAAAGGUCAUGUGCUGCUAGUGGGGAAGCUUUCUUUAAGUGCAGUAAUGAGAGGUUUAGGAAAACUGCCAAAAGCAGAAAGAUGCAAGAUAAUUCUUGCUGGUAGAAAGAUGCGGUUCUUGCAUUCCUAGUGCCUUUUGAUCUUUUGGGAAACAAAAAUUACUGAUCUUAUAUUGAUGAAGUUUAAGUUCUCAAAGUUGUCCAUGCAUUUAAUGGUAUUCACAGUAGUGCCUGGUUAGGCACUGGUUAGUUACAUGCUGCUUAAGUUAUUCUAAAGAUCAGUUUUAAUAAAUAAUUAGUAUUUCAAAGAUCCCUGGUGUCCAGUGACUACUAACUCUGUAAGACCUGUAAAUUAACAUGCAGUGCUUCUCUGUUAUGUACAACCUGGUAGCGGAAGCAGUAGUCCCUUUAUUUGAUAUACUGUCUGUCUUUCUGACCUGUCUUCAUAGCAGGCAAAGCAUAGGUUUUUCUUGCUUACUGUCUUUCAUAAAAGUAAGUCAUAAGGUGUUUUGCAGUUAGGGAGUGCAGUAAAAAUGCCUCUUCAGUCAGUGCUGAGCUUAAUUUACAGAAAUGCCUACAAGCUGCUGUUGCUUUGAAUGUGCCGAACCAAAGUCCUGUCAAAAUGCAGCAGUAGUUACUUGCUGAUACUGUGUCUGGCUCCGAUUAUGUCACAUCAUCAACAUUAAAACUAACCAUAUAUCAUAUUACAGAUGUGUUUUUCACUUGGGGCAAAAAACUUACAAGUACAUUGCUUAAUUUUAUCCCAUUUUUCAGAAGUGCCUAAGUAACCUAAGUCCUAGAAAGGGGACUUAAGGGUUGGGACUUAAGCUCGUAAGUGUCUUAGCCAACAUUUUUAGAAGUCUGUAACAUCCAUGUAUCCACUGAUGCCUCUCUGGCAAUUCCUAAAACCCUGUGCUGCUUAGCAGUAUAGAGUACUACACAAGCAGUUAAAACAGAGGCCAAAGUGAGAUUGCAGUUCUGGGUAUUUGUUUUGUCAGAAGGGGUCUGAUGCAGUAGGCAGGCAGAACAGCACAGCAACCCAUAUCAAUCUCCUCAGGGCAGAUUACUUUGUAUAGUCCAUUGCUUCUAUGAAAAGAAGAAAGGCAAAAUUAGUUAAAAAACCUCCUUUCUUAAUUGUCCUGUCACCAGUUUAACUAAAUGCAGUCCACUACAUUCAGGUCUUUUCCACCUCUGCUAUAAAAUCCUACCUUCUAAGCAACUGAUUUCCAUCUUGUGUAGUAUUUGAGCUGUCUUAAUGGUUCGUGUGUCCUUUGUGUCUGAGCAUAUUUCACUCUGUAAUCAGGAUGUUAGGUCUGAUUUCUAGAGGUGCUGAGCAUCUUUGUGUCCUCUCUUCAGUGAAGGAGUACUGCACAAAUUUGUUUAGUUUUACUUUUAAACUGACUGAAGUUUCAUUC
Prinia subflava (tawny-flanked prinia) is the source of this 7579-nucleotide messenger RNA. It is a transcript of the gene PLIN2, whose product is annotated as perilipin 2. Gene Ontology annotation, cellular component: cytosol; lipid droplet. Gene Ontology annotation, biological process: lipid storage; positive regulation of triglyceride storage. Bases 491 to 1672 code for a protein of 393 amino acids. The transcript is spliced from 7 exons. The record is from RefSeq and is a predicted model, not a curated record. Lineage: Eukaryota; Metazoa; Chordata; Aves; Passeriformes; Cisticolidae.